Messenger RNA from Bicyclus anynana (squinting bush brown), 5979 nucleotides. RefSeq names its product nuclear RNA export factor 2. Bases 4433 to 5968 code for a protein of 511 amino acids. The record is from RefSeq and is a predicted model, not a curated record. The transcript is spliced from 11 exons. Gene Ontology annotation, molecular function: RNA binding. Gene Ontology annotation, cellular component: nucleus. Lineage: Eukaryota; Metazoa; Arthropoda; Insecta; Lepidoptera; Nymphalidae. Gene Ontology annotation, biological process: poly(A)+ mRNA export from nucleus.
GAUAUAUGUUCCUUGUUUGUGAUUAUUUAUUCGCUUCACCAACAAAUUACAAAACAAAAAGCCGAAAUUUUCUAUUUUUAAAUUUAAUGAAUAAUUAUUCAUUAUUUCUGAGUGAGAGUGUGUAUUUACUGUAGGUAUAUGAAAAAUUAAAGAUUUUGUUAUAUUCUAUCGGUAUUAAAUUAGUCGAACAAUAGCUGUGUCUUAAAAUGUUUGAUAAAUAUAGAAGGUUUCUUCUGAAUAGAAUGACUUCUACUCCAGAAAUUGUAGAAGAUAUUGAAAACAGUCUGGCUACAGAGGAUGAAACGGUAAAGCAUUCAUUGCAUAAAAUUUUGGAGAUCCCAUAUGUAGGCGCGCUUUAGCCUUCUAACAUCUAUUGGAUGACCGAGGGCAGUAGCGAGUUUAUUUUCAUGGGUGUUUAUGCGAUUUUUAUAGCACAUUGAUCUGAGUUCAACCUCUUCUUUUACUGUUUUUAUGUCAAGAUACUCAUGUAGUUCCGAUAUCUUAGUGAACCAUGGAGCAUUUGUGAUGGUUUUUAAAACUUUAUUCUGAAAUCUUUGUAAUAUUUCCAAGUUUGAGUUUUUGGCUGUGCCCCACAGUUCAAUGCCGUAGGUCCACACUGGUUUUAUUACUGUUUUAUAAAUGAGCAAUUUAUUACUGAGUGAGACAUGCGAAUGCCUUCCCAUAAGCCAGUUAAGUUUUCUGAAGGUUUGAUUUAGUUCAUCGCGUUUUUUUACUAUAUGCGUUCUCCAUGUUUGUUUUUUGUCUAGGUGUAUCCCAAGAUAUUUUGCGGUGUAACUGUGGGGGAUAAUAUCAAGUCCCAGUUUAACAGGAGUACAUUCGUCCAUUCGUCCAAAUGUCACAUGUGUUGACUUCGUGGAACUAGCUUUGAUACGCCAUUUAAUCAUCCAUGAAUUUAUCUUGUUCAGGUGUACUUGUAGAAUAUUUGAAGCCAUAUUUGCGUCUUUGUUAUUACACAAUACAGCUGUAUCAUCAGCAAAUGUAGCGGUGAGUACGCUGUUUGAGAUAGGAAUAUCUGCAGUGUAUAAUAAAUAGAGUGUGGGACCCAAAACGGAACCCUGGGGAACACCUGCUUGAAUGUCAUGGAAGUUCGAAUACGCGUCAUUGAUUUUCACUCGAAAUAUUCUUUGAUUGACAUAUGACUUCAGUAACAUGAAGAAGUUGUGUGGGAGGCAAUGUUUGGCUUUAAAGAGCAAUCCAUUGUGCCAGACCUUAUCAAAAGCCUGUUGAACAUCCAAAAAAACAGCAGAGCAAUAUUGUUUACUUUCUAGGGCUUCUCUAAUUUGUUUGACUAUUCUGUGUACCUGUUCCACAGUGGAGUGUCGGCUUCGGAAUCCAAAUUGAUGCUGGGGAAUAAUUUCCCUUUCAUGAAGAAUGGUUUUGAGUCUGGACAGAGUUAUUUUUUCAAAUACCUUGGACAAUGUUGGUAGUAGGCUUAUUGGUCUAUAAGAUGUGACUAAAUGCGGUGGCUUCCCAGGUUUCGGUAUCAUAAUAAUUUCCGAAAUUUUCCAAAUAGACGGGUAGUGGGAUGUUCUCAAGAUGCCAUUAAAAAGCUGAGUCACAAAGACAAUCGCUUUUCUUGGAAGUUGUAGUAAGACCUCUGCCGUUAUUAAACAGAAUCCUGGAGCUUUGUGAAGUUCAAGUUCUUUUAUUACUCUCCAGACCUCUCUGGGGGUGCAGCUUUUUAUUGGUAAGCUUAGUUGAAGGUCGCUAUCCAGAAACUCUGCGACUUCUCUAUCAGUGUCUGGGUCGCCGUUAUUUGAAGUAAAAACUUCACUUAGAAACUUGGCAAAGGCUUCCGCACGUUCAUUAUCUUUCCUGGCCCAAGUACCAUUAUCUAGUUUUAGUGGGUGUUUUAUGGUUACAGGCGAAGCUUUGUUAGUCUUUACGGCUCUAUACAAUGAAUAUUCAUUGUUUUUCGACGCAGACAGAUUAAUCAGUUUAUGUUUCAAUGUGUCAUUUUCUACGUCUUUUAAAUAGGAUGUAAGUUCCGCUGCUGCCAGGUUUAGCGCCUUUUUGUCCAACGGAUGACGACUAGUAUGCCAAACUCUUCUGAGCCUCCUUUUCUCUAGUACCUUAUUUUUGAUAUCCAUGGGUAAGUUGUUACUACCUGGCGUGUAUCUUAUAUCCGGUGUAGAAAUCCAUGCUGCAGUUUGUAUCAUGUUUGUUAUGGUUUCUGCUGCUUCAUCAAUGUCGUCAUUCGUUUUGAGUGGAACUUUUAGCGAUAGAUUAGUAUCAAUAUAUUUUCUGAAUGCUGACCAAUCAGUUUGUUUGUUGUAUAGACAUUCUUUGGCGGGUCUUGAAAUUAUUGAUGUACUAACCGUACUUAGUACUGGUGUAUGGUCUGAGCAACUAUCAUAGCAACUAUCUAUACUUAUAUACAAGUUUGAUAGCCCUUUAUAUAUAUAGAAGUCUAAGAGGUCCGGUAAUUUAUUGGGAUCUGUAGGCCAGUAAGUUGGUUCACCUGUACUUAAAAUACUGAGGUUAUUUUUGAUUAUACUUGAAUUAAGUUCUCUGCCUCGAGGUAGAGUUAGUCGUGAUCCCCAUUGCACGUUUUUGGCAUUCCAGUCACCACCACAGAUGUAUCUAUUUCCAAGAGUUUUAAAAUAUUCUGUGAAGUGAGUUUCCUUUGGGUUUGGUUUUGGGGGGCAGUAAACAGCUGAGAGAGUAAGAGACCCAUGAUUAUCGUACAAUACAAUGGUUGUAGCUUGUAAGUGAGGUGUUUUGUAGUCUUCAAGGACAUCAUGUUUCAAAGCUUUCCUUACAAUUACUGCUGUUCCAGCAUGGGCAGUUCCAUCAGGAUGGGGUGUUGUGUAUGUUAUAUAGUCUUUUAUAGCAAAAUUGUGGUUGGUAGUAAGAUGAGAUUCUGACACCAGUAGUACGUCUAUUUUGUGGAUUUUCAAUAGUAGUUCGACGUCACUCUUAUGUCCAAUCAGACCAUUAACGUUCCAUGUUGCCAAUCUUAGAGUAGCCAUUAGAUUAUCUUUUGUAUUACUGUGGUCAAUAAGUUCAUCAUUAUUGACAUUUGGUCUAUUAAUUUGUCUAGCUUUUCAGCUUGUUUUGUGAGUAGUAUUUCUAGCUUAGAUUCUGUUGUAGUUUCAUCUUUGUUCUGAAUUUUAGCGACUUCUGCAUAUGUCCUAGUAUUAAACUGGCUUGAGGAGUGUUGUCUAGUAUAUGCGUGUUCCUUCUCCUUUGAUGCGAAGGGUCUAUCUAAUUUUUGUAUAUUUUCUUGUUUUCCAGUGCUUUGUUGUUGGUCUUUAUCCUCUGUUUGUUUUCUUGGUUUUAUAUAAUCUCUUCGUGAAGUAUUUCUUUUUCUUUUGUUGAUUUCUACAUAAACUUCACAGCCUUUGUAGUUUGCUGGGUGAUUACCUAAACAGAGGCAACACUUUGCUGGGGUAUUCCGGUCUUUUUUUGGGCAGUCUACUGUGUUAUGGCUCUCUGCACAUUUUACACAUCUAUAUGGCCUAAGACAGUUAUUCUUAGUGUGGCCAUAUUGCUGACACCUUUUGCAUUGGGGCACAUUUGCCUUUCUUAUUGGAUCUUCAAUAAUGACCUUUGUAUUGAAUAUAUGGGUAAUUUUCUUAACCUCUGUAUUGUUUGGAUGUGGGUCUAGGUUUACAAAGAAUGUCGAUAGUGGUAUUUUAUUAGGUCCAUAUCGAGCAUUUAUUAUUUCACCACGAACUGUGUUUCCGGACUGCUCUAUAGCUUCUUGUAUUGCCUCUUUAGGUGUACUUGGAUGGAGCUUCUUAAUUACAAUUCUGUAAGGUCUUGUAUCCUUUCUAGAAAAGGUGUGUCCAAUCAGAUUGUUUUCUCUUACUAUUUUCAUAAGGCAGUGAUAAGACUCUAUAGUCGGACAACUAAGUCUUAAUUGGUUUCGGGUAACAAUUUUGAUGGUGAACUCUUCUUUAUCUAAUUUUGAUCUGAUUAGUUCUGUCAGUUUUGCAACAUCUUCAAUGCCAUAUAGCAUGAUGGGGGGAGGUUUGAAUACAUGCUGUUUAUUGUUUGUAGGUAGGGUUUCAGAAUCAUCUACAUCAAUAUCCAAUGAUCCGAAUUGGUUUGACACUGGCAUGUUCCCUUUUGGUGAUGGUGUGGCAGACAUAAUCUUUCGUUUUGGGUUUCUGAUUGUAGGUACCCUCUGCCACUCAGGGCGUUGAACAGAUGUGUGUGUUUGGGGUUCCUUGUUGUUGUGUUCAGUGAGAUCUAUAGGUGGUUUUGUAUUACUAAAGCAUGGUGCACUACCUGUAGACAUGCUUCUUGUUCUCACAAAUAGGCUGGGAUGAAAAGCCUGCUGAAUUAGUUUCUUUCCAGUAACAUUAACAUGCACUGGAGCCUGGUUACUCACUCCAGUGGUGUCUUCGGUAACAGAUUUCACACUCUCUAGCCCGGAUACCAGAGAGCGCCGGGGGUUAGCCGGAUGGUUUGCAGGUGGCCAGAAGGCAAUGUAGAACUGUUUGAGACAUUGUAUGAAUACUUUGGACUAAUGUUCAUACCCCACAACUUUGUGGCGAGCAAUUUAGUCACAUCCUUCUAUACAGACAGUCUGACAUUGGUGCUGAAGGUAAUGAAGAUGGAUUUCAUGUUUCAAUACAACAGAAACAUGUUCAGUUUGGAUAUAUUAUUAAAUGACAAAACUACUACAGAGUGUUUUGGUGAUAAAAUUACAAUUGAUGAAGUUGUCACAAAAAUUAUUAACCAACGAUUCAAUGAACAUAGAGAAUUGAAUUUGACAAACUUUUGCAAUGAUCCAGUACUUCAUGAAAGGAAAAUCCAUUUCCACAAACUGGUUUUGCUGGCACAUUUCAAAAUCCUCAUGCUCAGAAUGGGUAAAGAAACAAGAAUUUUGAAUUUAUCUUCUAACAAUUUGAGCCAAGUACCAUCAGAAAUAUUGAAUUUUUUCAUCAAAGGUGAUCUGAUUGGCGUCAACUUAAGUAAUAAUAAUAUUCCAUCAUUAGCCGAGUUACAAAGGAUAAGCAGUAAAAUUGAGAAACUGUGGGUCGAAGGAAAUCCAUUAUGUGGAGACAUUUUGGACGCUGUCACAUAUAUAAGACAAAUAUCACAGAAGUUUCCCAGGUUGACUGAAUUGGAUGGGGUGCCCUUAAAUAACCAUGGUGUAAAGAUGCCAUUCUUCAAACACCAUGUCAACGAUCUGGGUAACAAAACUAAAUUGGUCAUAGAAAAGUUUGUAACACUCUACUUUGGCCAUUACGAUACAAAUCGCUUAAAGCUCGAGAAUUUCUAUGUUCCACAUGCCAAUUUCACAAUUACUACUGAUUUUAAAGAAACAGCGGAAGAUAUAUUAAAAGAUCCAUACGCGAGGCAUUCGCGGAACUUCAUCAAUCCCGUGAAGCGCGCCAUGUACGUGGAGAAGAAUAAGAAGAGAUCCUACCACAGUCAACAGGCGGUGAUCACCGUUUUGAACUGUCUGCCGCCGACUGAGCACGACUUGAGCACUUUCCGCAUCGACGUAUUGCAACACGACUCGAAAUGUUUAGUUUUCGUCAUAGACGGAGUGUACAAAGAGUUGCCACAUAGACUCAGCAAAGAGAGGUUCAUACAUUUCAGAAGGACAUUCAUAUUGUACUACGCUGUUAAACCUUAUAACAAUAUGUUGACAAGUUAUGUAAUUGUUCACGAAAUGUUCUCAGCUUCACUUGCAUCGCCUGAGAUUGUUCGCAAUAGUUUUAAGUUUCCAAUAAGAAAUAUAUGUCAGAUCAAGCUAAUAGAACCCGACACGGAAGAUGUACAGACUAUGUGCAAUAUAUUCAUCUAUUACACCAAGCUGAAGAAAAGUGAGGCGAAAGCGCGACUCAUCAAAGUCGACUGGGACAUAAAGAAGGCGCUGAAGCAAUUUACGUAUGAUCUCAAAAGUGGUGCCAUUCACUCGGACAAAUUCAUAGAGGAUGAUGAUUUCUCUGACUUGUCAUCCCUUUUGGAAGAUGAAUUAGAUUAAUAUAAAAUUUG